Molecule: messenger RNA, 4079 nt
Organism: Heterotrigona itama
Lineage: Eukaryota; Metazoa; Arthropoda; Insecta; Hymenoptera; Apidae
Source: the annotation of a GenBank genome assembly
AUGAUAACACUACAAAAUCUAAGUAACUUCUGUGCGAAGGUGCAUAAACAUAUUGUAUCUGAGAAAUUUGCAUCUCCUUUUUCAUCUUGUAUAUUGCUUUUUCGUUAACAUAAAUGCUCACAAAAAUUCUUUUAAGAACUUUUGUAAUAAUUAAACCUGAAAUUUAAAUAUUAUUUGUAACUGUAGAAAAUAAAAAUAUUAUAAACUCAAAUAAAACACAGUUUUACCCAUGAAACGAACAGUAAGUAAAUCUGCUUUGCUAGCCAUUUCAUUUAUUAUAUCAUAAGCCUCUUUAAUAACUUUUUUGACAUCCAUUUGGCGCAUUGCAGCCAAAGAAAUAAUUGCUAAUUUAACUUUUUCAUCGUUUAAAACUGCCUGAAUCAUUUCAUUUCUAGAAUAUUUAGAUUCCAGUGGAAGUUUAUGUGGUGAUAAUGAAUCCAUUGACCGAGAAACCCACAAAAUAUCAUAAUCUUUACGUCUUGCAAACAGUAAAUCCACAAAUUCUGAACGUUGUUCCAUUUUAAAUAUGCAAUAUUUGUAAUAUUCAGAUAACUUUAUUUAACGCGUUAUUCUAAUAUCUUAUCAAAAGAAUGAACAGUAUUUAACCAAAGUUCAAUAAUCGAUACGCAUCAAUUUUGACAUCAAUGACAUUUCAUUAUUUAAAUUUUCAUUUUCAUACGUACACGUAUUGUAUAUACUACUCGAUCGUAUUAUGAGUUUUUUUCCGGUUAAUUAUAUCUUCUUAGACAUUGUACUUUUCUCCUUUUUUUAUUCCGUUCUUUCUAAUUACUAUUUUUAUUGACAAUUAUGACGUAUUAAAAACCAAUAUUUGAAAUACAUAGGUUUAAUUACAUUAUUAUUUCAUCGAUUGUCACUCAAAAAUAUCUUUAUUUUAUUUUAUAAAAGUACUUUUCUGAGUUUUAAGUAUUAUUAUUUAUCGUUUGUCGAAGAUGAUGUAUUUUUACUUCUUUAUCCCUUGAUCCUUAAUAAUUGUAUUAAUAUAAUACAAGAAUGAUAUUCUCAUAUUCUUGUUUGAAUUAGUUUAUGUAUUCUUGUUUGAAAUAGUUUAAUAAUUAUACUAAAAUUUCAACGUUAAAUUAUAUUUUAACAGCAAGGAAGUAUUUGAAAGACGUUUGCGAAAUGUAACAUUUUAUUUAUUUUAAGCUUAAUGUUCAAAAAUCAAUUUAAAUAUGAAGCCGAGAGAAAAAUCUGCGUUGCUUUAAUUCAAAGUAUUCCCACUUGGCGCUGUUUUCGCUCUCUUGAUUCUUUUACUGACGAACAAUCAUCUAUAUUCGUGAUUUUGAAUUAGGUGCAUCACCUUUUUUGAAGCGUCUCUCGUGUGGUUUACGUUUUACCAAAGGUGAUUUAGUGAUUAUGGGUGGCGAAGAAGUUCUAGGAGUGACUACGGGUCAACCAAACCUUUAUAAACAAGAUCUUUCAAAGCUUGUACUAUUGGUCAUGUAGCACAUGGAAAGUCUACAAUUGUAAAAGCUAUAUCAGGAGUACAGACUGUUCGUUUUAAAAAUGAAUUAGAAAGAAAUAUUACUAUUAAACUUGACGCUCAUGCAGAGGACAGUACCAGAGGAGAACAAGAAGAAAAUCCUGUUUACAAGAGCAAAAUGUCUUCUACGCAAGAAAAAAGACCAGCCUCUCCAGGAUUAGCUCAACCAACGACCAAACAUCAAAAGCUUGAUCAAAAAUUUAAUUCUUCUCAAGCAAAUAGUUAUAAUGUCUAUUUUAAACAGUCUGAAGAAGUAAUCAACGAUAGAAGAGACUUCAACUAUUCUGAUAAUCAAGAAAUUAAUAUAGAAAAUACAAGAUUAUGCAAAUCAUAUACUAAUAUUGAAAAGCAUCAAACAAACAACAUAGGAAAUAUUAGAUUAAAGGAACUUAGGAUUAUAUUAGAAGAUAUAAAGCAUAUGAAUAUAAAACUUGACAAUAAAAAGAGAAUGAAAAAAUUAGUGAAGACUACUCUUUGGGAAGUAGAAAAGAUUCUUGCAAAAAAAAUAGUGGAAGGAAUACCAAAUUAUUUAAUUAAAUGGAAGAAUUGGAAUUCAGAGUAUAAUUCUUGGGAACCUGCAUCAAAUCUAGUGAAUUGUGCAGAUAUUGUAGAAAAAUUUGAAAAGGAUAUGUUGCAAUUAAUCAAUCGUUUCAAAAAGAAAGCAAAUUUUUAUCCAACGGAUAACGAUAUUGAAAAAUUUAUAAGUUGUCUUAAUCAGAGAGGAGAAACUUUAACAUCAAUUUCACUAGAAACAAAUGUAAUUGGCUUUGGCAUACGCAAAUAUUUCCGACAAAGAGGAAUGAAUGGUAGACUGAAAAAUAUUAUAAAACAUGAUAUUCUUCGUAUGUUAAUUAUUGAUUUAAGGAAGAAACAAUUAGAAUCUUUGAAAGAGUGGGAAACUGAAAUGAACAUUAUCACUAAAGAUAAACCAAUAAUACAAGUGGAGAAUAUGGUAGAUUUGGAAUCGGCACCUCAAGAUUUCUAUUAUAUAGAAGACUAUUUACCUGGUAAUGGAGUCAUAAUACCUGAUGAUCCACCUAUUGGUUGCGAAUGUAAGACUUGUAAUUCUAAAACAAAUUGUUGCUUUGUUCACGAUAAUGGAUCAUGUCCAUAUACUUCGACAUGUAAGAUUCGAGUUCCACCUGGAACACCGAUAUACGAAUGUAACAAACGUUGCAAUUGCGACAUGAACUGCUUCAAUCGAGUAGUGCAACGUGGCAGUAAGAUGAAGUUUUGCAUUUUCAGAACUGCAAAUGGGCGAGGUUGGGGUGUGAAAACUUUAAAAAUGAUUAAGAAAGGCAGUUUUGUUACGCAAUAUGUGGGCGAAGUCAUAACAAAUGAAGAGGCUGAAAAGCGUGGCAAAGAAUACGAUGCCGCUGGUAGAACGUACUUGUUUGAUCUUGAUUAUAAUGAGAUCGAAGAAGAAUGUCCAUAUACUGUAGAUGCCGCCGUAUAUGGCAACAUUUCUCAUUUCAUCAAUCAUUCUUGCGAUCCAAAUCUCGCAGUCUAUGGUGUUUGGAUCAAUUGUCUUGAUCCAAAUCUACCUAAACUUGCGUUGUUUGCAACAAGAGAUAUUAAACAAAAUGAGGAAAUCACUUUUGAUUACAUGUGUCAAUCUUCUAAGAAUAGUGAAAACUCUAUAAAACAAAAUAUGUCAAUGAAAGACAAUUUUAAUAUAUACAUGAAUAUGAAAUUUCAAGAGAAAUUAGAAUUACGUCCAGAUACACCAGAAUCCGACUUAUCUAACAAUAAAACUUUAUGUAAAUGUGGUGCUCAAAAUUGUAGACGAUACUUAUUUUGAAUUAUUUUUCACAAAUUUAUUGUAUUAACGUACAAACAAAGUUAUAUAAACAUUCAGUUUCAAUCAUAUUGAUAGUCUUACAACGAACUAUGUAAGUGAAUUAAACAUUGUGUUAUUAGAAUCAAAUUGAAUUUUGUAUUUUGUUAAUGACUAUUUUUUUUGUUCGUUCAAUAGACUAUAUACAUUUAAGAAAUGGUUGAAAUACUUAACAAAAGUUUUGAUGAUAUAACAUUGCAAUUUGAUAUGUAUUUAUUAGAAGUAAUUAUAGUUGAAUUGUUACACCUCAUAAUUAAUAUUUUUACUGGCAUAAGUUAUUUAAAAUGAUAAAAUGAGAGUGAUAAAUUUUAUUUUGCAUUAUUUGUAUGAUUAUUAUGUUAAACUUAAUAUCACAAUGUCAUUCAUUAUGUCACAUUAUAUAAAAUGUUUGAAUGACUUGAUGCAAGUUAAUAUUGAAUGCACUUAAUUUUAAUAUGAAUAAACAUUAGGAAUUUCAUGUUAAAAAUGUUACGUAAUAGUAGUCGUUUAAAAAUAGAAAAAAUAUUUUUAUUACACAAAUAAAAUGUUAUUUAAAAUUAGAAUAACUUAAGGUGGUAUGAAAUAAAUUGCAUUUAUGUGUUCACAUUUAUACUAUUUUUUAAUUGCAAACUGUGAAUAUCAAUAACUUUUAUAUUAAAUAUCAUUCUGCAUAUCAUCAUUAACAUAGUCUAGAAAUUUAUUUUUCACACAUUUUGUGUAUGAUCUAUUGUAUUUGUAUAAAAUAUAUACAACACAUUUUCG